Messenger RNA from Bombus terrestris (buff-tailed bumblebee), 2220 nucleotides. Its product is annotated as ovarian-specific serine/threonine-protein kinase Lok. NCBI's taxonomy places the organism in Eukaryota, Metazoa, Arthropoda, Insecta, Hymenoptera, Apidae. Gene Ontology annotation, biological process: mitotic DNA damage checkpoint signaling; protein phosphorylation. Gene Ontology annotation, cellular component: cytoplasm; nucleus. The transcript is spliced from 7 exons. The record is from RefSeq and is a predicted model, not a curated record. Bases 588 to 2027 code for a protein of 479 amino acids. Gene Ontology annotation, molecular function: protein binding; protein serine/threonine kinase activity; ATP binding.
AAUCACAAUAUAUUUAUAAUAUGUAAACACAUUUAUAAUUCGGUCUAUAGAAUAAAUAAAGCACGUAAGUAAAAAUUUCUGACAAAAAAUUUGUAAUAAAGGCGUUUAUAGCUCCAUUAAUGCUAAAAUAUGUAUACUGAAUCGUAAAAAUUAAUUAUACCUGAUUAUACAUAAAUGGACGUAGCAGAUACCUAAUUUAUCGACAUAGAAGAUUCAAAUUUCUACCUGCAAACUUACAAUGUAGCUCAAAUUCAUUGUCGGAGCCGCAGUUUCACGUGUUUAUUUAUUUUGUGAGUUACGUUGUUACGUUAUGGAUUAAUGCUGUGCAGUCGUAAUUUAAUUUUGUUAUACUUAAUUCUGUAAAGAGAGUAAUGAAAUAUUUUCAGAAUUAAUGUUUGUAAAUUUCUGACAUAAACUUAAUAUUGUUUUAAAACAUCAUUUUCUACAGAAUUACGAUCAAACACUAAUAUUAUAAUUGGUUCUGUUUAUAUUUAAUUUCUUCUUAAUUUUAUUAUUUUUCAUUAUCUAAAACCUUGACGUAGUUUAAAAAUAUUUUUGGUUUGUAUUGAACCAAGUAAUUUAUAACUAUGAACGAUGAACAAAUUGUUUUGACAUUACCUGCUACACAAAGUGUGGAUGCAGUAUAUUUGACUCCACUAGAAUCAUCACAAGAGAAAACCACGAAACCUGUAUGGGGCAGAUUAUGUCCUAUCAAAUUACCUUUUAAGACAAUGGAAAUGACCAAAGAUGUUUAUACUCUUGGUCGAGCAGAAUCCUGUGAUAUUUGUGUUACUAGCAAUGAAUUAAAACCAAAAUGGCUUAGCGUAAUGAGUAAGAUACACUUUAAAAUAACUAGAGAAUAUAUUGGUAAUGGUAAUGAUGCCAUAGUAUAUUUAGAAGACUUAAGCCAAAAUGGAACUUUUGUUAAUAAAAAGAAAAUAGGCCGUGGGAAUAAGAUAAUACUCGAAAGUAACGAUAUAAUAUCUUUAGCACAACCUAUAGUCACUGUUUAUAUAUUCAUGAGUACAACAGCAUGUGAAAGCAACAAUCUUCCUCCAGAACUCAAAGAUAAAUAUACAAUGUCAUAUAAAUUAGGAUCUGGGGCAUGUGGAGAAGUGAAUAUGGUAUUUCAUAAAAUAGGUUGCCAAAAAUUUGCUAUGAAAACUAUUAUGAAAAUUGGUAAUACAACAAAUGGACAAAAACAUCCGUUAAAUGAUCCUGAGAAAAUUAUGAAUGAAGUUAAAAUAUUAAAAGCCUUGAAACAUCCUUGCAUAAUUCGAAUGGUAGAAAUUGUAGAUACCCCAAAAGCAGUAUACAUAGUUUUGGAAUUAAUGGAAGGUGGUGAACUUUUUGAAAGAAUAAGAAGCAGGGGAAGAUUAUCAGAAAAACAUGCAAAAUUGAUUUUUUAUCAAGUUGUAUUAGCUGUUAGUUAUCUACAUGAUUGUGGUAUAACUCAUAGAGAUUUGAAGCCAGAAAACAUAUUAUUAGCUAACAAUUCAGAUGUUACAUUAGCAAAAGUAUCAGACUUUGGUUUAUCAAAGUUGGUUGAUGCACAAACUAUGAUGAAGACAUUUUGUGGGACCCCUAUGUAUGUUGCACCUGAGAUAUUGUCUACUAUUGGACGUGGUUCUUACACGAAUCAAGUUGAUGUAUGGAGUUUGGGAGUAAUAUUGUAUGCUUGUUUAAGUGGUUCAGUACCUUUUAAUUGUUACGACAAGAAUAUGAGUUUGCAAGAUCAAAUAAAGUGUGGACGUUAUGGUUUUCCUCCUUCCAAAUUUAGACAUAUAACAAACAAAGCUAUAGAUCUGAUUAAGAGUAUGAUGACAGUAAAUCCGAGAAAAAGGAUUACAAUCAAACAAGUUCUAUUACAUCCUUGGUUACAAGAUCGUGAACUUCGAGAAACUGUUGAUACCUUAUUAUCGAAAGAAAAUGACGAAAACAUAGCGCCGCAAAGUAUUUCCACUAACACUCAAUACAAGAAUGAACAGCAUCAAAAUUUAAUUAAAAGAGCGAGGUUGCAUCUAUAAUUAUGUUACUUCCCUCUAGUUCUAGAUAAUAUCAUUAUUUCAAAAAUCAUUGAUCUCUAAUCUAUUUGUUCUAUUUAUUAUUUAUCAUAUAAAUUGACUAAUUAGUCGAUAAAAGUUAGUCCACAUUUAUACAUAACAUGAAAGACCAACAUCAAUUAUUUUCAUUAGGUUAAUAAAGAAGAUCAAAUUAAAA